Molecule: messenger RNA, 624 nt
Organism: Metschnikowia bicuspidata var. bicuspidata NRRL YB-4993
Lineage: Eukaryota; Fungi; Ascomycota; Pichiomycetes; Serinales; Metschnikowiaceae
Product: N-acetylglucosaminyldiphosphodolichol N-acetylglucosaminyltransferase catalytic subunit
Exons: 1
Coding region: 1-624 (207 amino acids)
Biological process (GO): dolichol-linked oligosaccharide biosynthetic process
Cellular component (GO): UDP-N-acetylglucosamine transferase complex; extrinsic component of endoplasmic reticulum membrane
Molecular function (GO): hexosyltransferase activity
Source: RefSeq, a predicted model, not a curated record
AUGUCCAUCUUGUUCACGUCGGGAGCAACCGUGACUUUUCGUCCGUUUUUGGACGAGAUUGUCACUGUGUCUUUUCUCCUGUCUCUUCAGAAAUCGGGCUUCUCCACGGUGGCACUCCAGUAUGGCAACGAGACAAACCCAGACACCGGCUCCAAGGUAAGCAAGGAGUAUUUUAGCCAGCUUUUGGCCGACAGGCAAAUCGUGCAGCACUUGGACUUUGAGCUUGUCAACGAGACUAAUGACAAGUCCGUGACGGUGUUCCGCAGCCCGACUCUCACUUUGCAGGUUUUUGGCUUUUCGGACGACAUCGGAUCGUACAUCCGGUCGGCGGAUCUUGUGGUUUCACAUGCCGGCACCGGGUCUAUUCUCGAUACGCUCCGGCUCAAAAAGCCUUUGAUUGUCGUAACAAACGAAUCCUUGAUGGACAACCACCAGGCCGAAAUCGCCGCUCGCUUCGAGAAGGAAAAGUACUUGGCCAAAGUCAGUGUGCUGGAAUUGGCCCAGGGCAUGCUCCGAGACAAAAUCGGGCGGUGGAAAAACGGCGACUUGCACUUCGAGUUACUUCCGGAGCCACCGGCGGGUGUCUUGGGCCACGUGAUUUCCGAGGAGCUUUGCGGGCUGUAG